Danio rerio (zebrafish) is the source of this 1157-nucleotide messenger RNA. The record is from RefSeq and is a predicted model, not a curated record. NCBI's taxonomy places the organism in Eukaryota, Metazoa, Chordata, Actinopteri, Cypriniformes, Danionidae.
UCUGCCUUUGGUUAUUUUAUAUGUGUUAGGCUUUGCCUUGAUUGAAGCAACUGAUGAAAUGAAAGCAUUUCACAAAUUAAGCUUUUAUUAAAACUGAUCUGCAUAGAAGGAAUUAGUGAGGCGUAGUUUUCUUUCUCAGUCAGAACAGGAAAUAUUAAUAUGGAAAACGGUGCAAAUUUUACAUUCAUCAGAUUGACUGGAUAUCUUAACUUGAAUUUCAAGAUGAAGUACUUCUUGUUUGCUGUCUUGACUGUGCUGUAUUCAACAAUCAUCUUCGCCAACAGCUUUCUUAUCGGUGUUAUUUGUUUAGCAAAAAUCCUUCAUAAGCCAAUGUACAUGUUUCUCUGUAGUUUGUUUGUCAAUGAACUGUACGGCAGCACGGCUUUAUUUCCUUCACUCCAAGUUAAUCUGCUUUUAAAUGACAACACUAUUUCUCUAGUUUAUUGUUAUUUACAGAUAUUUUGCUUGUGCACAUAUGCAAUGAUAGAAUUUUGUAACUUAGCAGUCAUGUCUUUUGAUAGAUAUGUGUCGAUCUGUUAUCCAUUACAGUAUAACAGAAUCAUGACUCCUUUUAGAGUGGGUUUGUUAAUUGCCUUGGUGUGGAUCUACUGUUUCAUUGGAUUUUUUAUAUUAUUAUCUUUUAAUUCGAAGUCGCAACUGUGUGGAAAUGUAAUGGAGAAAGUUUGGUGUGACAACUACUUAUUUGUGAACCUUGCAUGUUCAAAAUCCUCUUUGCAUAAUGCUUAUGGCAUUUAUCUAACUGUGAUGACGGCAGUGAUUCCAUUAGCACUCAUUUUCUAUUCAUAUACAAGAAUUAUCAAAAUUUGUUUGAGUUUUUCUAAAGAAGCUAAGAAGAAAGCUCUAAGCACAUGUACACCACACAUUAUAUCUCUGUUAAACUUUACAUUUGGCUGCUUCUUUGAAACACUUCAAAGCAGGUUUGAUGAAAUCAGAACGCCUGCUCUGAUACGUGUAAUUGUUUCACUAUAUCUCUUGAUGUGUCAACCACUGCUUAACCCUAUUUUGUAUGCAGUAAGACUGAAAAAUAUUAGACUAGUAUGUAAAAACUUGGUUCUAUCAAAAAUAGGUAUUGCAUAAACUUUUUUUAUCAUUUAAGAACUGUCAUUGUGGUAUUUCAGUGUUUCAGAGAUUAAGCU